AUGGAGGAGUACGGAGGGGGAGGGGGAGACCUCCUGAGCGAGGCGAUGGGAUCUGCGGCGCGGGUGGUGGUGGUAGAGGAUUGCGUGGAGGCACCCGGGGCCUUCGUCCUCCACCUCCUCCUCAAGCGUGCGCUCGCCAGCGGCGGCGCGGCUGCCUUCCUCGCCCUCGCGCAGCCCUUCUCCUAUUACGACCGUGUCCUGCGCAAGAUGGGUUGUAACCUUUCCCUGCAUAGGAGGAACGAGAGGCUUCAUUUCUUUGAAUUGCUAGGAUUCCCAGGCAAGGCAUCAUUUUAUUACCGUAAUUGCUCGCUAGUGGUCCUCAUCCACGAGGAUAUAUAUGCAGACGAGGAGAACAUGGGUCUCCUUUUACAUCUGCGCUACAUUGCUGAUCUUGUGAUUAAAGCAGCACCUUUGAGCACUGGUUUGGCUGCUGAUGUUCAUGGACAGCUGUCGGUGGUGAACAAGGGUACAUUCAGCGAGCAAAGGGCAAAAGCACAGAAAGUUUGGAACUUCCAUUUCAAAGGGAAGGAAAACGGUGCUGACUUCUUCUAUCCAGGGACUAGACAUUAG
This is a messenger RNA of Miscanthus lutarioriparius, 570 nucleotides long. The record is from the annotation of a GenBank genome assembly. NCBI's taxonomy places the organism in Eukaryota, Viridiplantae, Streptophyta, Magnoliopsida, Poales, Poaceae.